AUGUCUUCAAAGUAGAAUUUAAAGAGACCCCAUAAGGUUUUAGAUGAAUUAGAGCAAAAAAAGGACAGGCUUCUGAUGUCUAACAAAAAUUAGGAUGAAGAAGAUGAGAAUGUCGAUGAAGUUGAAGAUUAAAACAAUAACCAUUUAAAGGAUGAAUCUGAAUCCGAUGAUACAGAUGAUGAAGAAAUAUUGGCAAAAAUAGGUAGAGUUCCCUGGAAAUGGUAUGAAAACUAUAAACACAUGGGUUAUGAUGCUGAUAUGAAGAAAGUUACCAAAAGAAUUUAAGAUGAUAAAAUUGAUGAAUUCAUUAAGAAAGCUGAAGAUCCUAACUGGUGGCGUACUAUUCAAGAUGAAUUGAAUUAGCGUGAAAUCGUUUUGACUGAUGAAUAGUUAAAGUUACUUGAAAGAAUUAGAAAAGGAAAGUUUGCAUCAAAAGCCAUUGCAAGCAAUGAUUAUACUGUUGAAUAUGAGUAUGAUGGAACCAUGCCUCUUAGCAGUGCUCCCAUACCAAAGAGAAGAUUUAUGCCCUCUAAAAAUGAAAGAAUAAAAGUUAAUAAACUCGUUUAAGCAAUUUAGCUUGGUCGUAUUGAUCCUAAGAAAUAUUUAGAAGAUUAAGAAAAAGAAGAAGAAUAAGAAGAAAUGCUUUUCGAUAUUUGGGAAGGAACAAAAGAUUAAGAUGAAAUUUAGAAAAAGCUUCCCCCUGCUAUUUCAGCUCCUAAGGUUAAACCUCCAGGUCAUAAUGAAUCUUAUAAUCCUCCUAGUGAAUACUUGAUGUCAGAAAAAGAGAAGAAGGAGUGGCAAAAUGCACAUCCUGAAGAUAGAGAAAUCCCUUUCAUACCUAAAAAAUAUGACUGUUUACGUCAUGUUGAAUUCUAUCAAGGUUUAAUUACAGAAAGAUUUGAAAGACAGCUUGAUUUAUAUUUAUGUCCUCGUAUUCGUAAGAAAAAACUUGACAUUGAUCCUGAAACUUUAGUUCCCUCCAUUCCCAAGCCAUAAGAGCUUAGACCAUAUCCAACUAGUCUUAAUAUUCAAUACAAAGCCCACAAAGGAAGAGUUAGAGGUAUUUCAGUUCUUUACGAUGGUUAAUUUAUGGCUUCUUGUGAUGAAAAGGGAGAGGUUAUUGUUUGGGAAGUUAAUACUGCUAGAAUAGUUUGGAGAUAAGCAUACAGAAGUAUUUGCUACAGUGUUUAAUUCUAACCAUAAAAGGGUUUGUUAGUUGUAGCUAACGAAGAUAAGAUUUACAUUUAUAACAUAAAAAAGAUUCUCCCUAGCAAUAUUUAUAAGCAAAACGAAGAAACUUUGGAAGAGUCAAAGAAGAGUCACGAAGUUGAAUAUAACGCAUAACUCAAAUGGGUAUUUACUGACCCUGAAAGUGAAGAAUAUAAAACAGGAUUACGUGUUUCAAUCAAAUUCAGCAAUGAUGUUAAAUAAAUAUCUUUCCAUUAAAAUGGUGAUUAUUUCUCAACUCUCUCUCCAAGAGCCGAGAAGAGAAACGAAUAAAUCUUUAUUCAUUCUAUUUCUAAGGGUAAUUCAUCAAAGCCAUUCUCAAAGAGUAAGGGUGAUGUUGAAAAAGUAGCUUUCCAUCCCAACAAACCAAUCAUAUUUAUCCUAACUAAAAAGCACGUCUAUGUCUAUAACUUACAAAAACAAGCUACUCUUAAAAAGCUUCUUACAGGUUGCUAAUGGGCUUCAAGUAUAGAUAUUCACCCUUAUGGUGACAAUCUCAUAGUUGGUUCUUUUGAUAAAAAAGUACUUUGGUUUGAUUUAGAUUUAGGUAACACACCUUACAAAAACAUGAAAUAUCACGAGAAAGGAAUUAGACAAGUUUGCUUCUCUAGAAAAUAUCCUUUAAUGGCUUCUUCUUCAGAUGAUGGCAGUAUUAAUAUUUUCCAUGCUAAGGUAUUCAAAGAUUCCUUUGAAAAUGCUCUUAUCCUCCCUGUAAAAGUACUUAAAGGUCAUACUGUUCAUAAUAGUUUAGGUGUUUUAGAUAUAGUAUUCCAUCCUACAUAGCCUUGGAUCUUCUCUGCAGGUUCUGAUCAUAGAAUUUUCCUUUGGACAUGA
Messenger RNA from Tetrahymena thermophila SB210, 2061 nucleotides. RefSeq names its product ribosome biogenesis protein bop1, putative. Gene Ontology annotation, cellular component: preribosome, large subunit precursor; PeBoW complex. NCBI's taxonomy places the organism in Eukaryota, Ciliophora, Oligohymenophorea, Hymenostomatida, Tetrahymenidae. Gene Ontology annotation, molecular function: ribonucleoprotein complex binding; protein binding. The transcript is spliced from 8 exons. Gene Ontology annotation, biological process: maturation of LSU-rRNA from tricistronic rRNA transcript (SSU-rRNA, 5.8S rRNA, LSU-rRNA); ribosome biogenesis. The record is from RefSeq and is a predicted model, not a curated record.